Closterium sp. NIES-67 is the source of this 1590-nucleotide messenger RNA. Lineage: Eukaryota; Viridiplantae; Streptophyta; Zygnematophyceae; Desmidiales; Closteriaceae. The record is from the annotation of a GenBank genome assembly.
GGAGGUGGAGAAGCGCGGGGCGUUCAUCCAGUACUACACCGAGGCGCAGAAGCCUUGCCCCAUCACCGGGUGCAAGCGCCUGACGCCAACCUUGGGCAUCGACAACUAUGCCGUUGUGGACAUUGCCACUUUUUUGCGAUGAUGCGCCGCGAAUGGUGCUGUUGUAAAGCUAUACCUCACGAGCAGCGUCAGCCGGCUCUUGCUCCCGCCGACGCCGCGCCUUUGCAACCGUACCGCGCGAGAACUAGGCGGGAAAUUCCCCGCGACUCUUUCCGCUUCUAUCGGCCAGUUGACGGAUCUGGUCCGCCUCCAACUUCCCAAUCUAUGGCUCGCUGGUUCGGUACCGCGAUCGCUUUCCCGGCUUACUAAACUUCGGCUUCUCAAUCUCAAAGUUAACUGCUUCGCUGGUCCUCUUCCCGUCGCCUUUUUUCGCAUGCCGAAUCUCUACUCUCUGUCCGCGUCGCGAAAUUUCUUCUCCGGCGGGAUACCACAGCCUCCUGCUGCGUACGUCGCGAUAUUUUCGUUAUCAUAUCUGGAUCUCAGGAGGAAUUUUCUUUCCGGGCCGAUUCCACCUGCCCUUCUGGAAAUGGAUUUGGUCGAUCUUGCUCUGGAUCAGAACCGGCUUUCGGGUGACUUGAGCGGGCAGCAGAUAAAAGCUUCCUUCAUUGGCUUAAGCCGGAACAGGCUGUCAGGAAAUCUCAACAAGAUCCAGUUCAGCGAGUGGGUAAUCUUCAUCGACUUCUCUGAGAAUCUUUUCUCGGGCACCUUUCCGCAAAUCCUGUGCAGGAACUUGGCCUACCUCUUAGGCGUUAAUUUUUCACGUAAUCGCCUGACCGGAGCCGUUCCAGCAAAUUGUUUCAAGCCUGCAAAUGGGGUCCUGGCCUUCUCCUUGAGCCGCAACAACUUCUCGGGCAGCUUGCAGCCUUUUUCAAGCCUGCCCAAGGGCAUCUUGGAUGUGGACCUGGCAUUCAACAAGUUCGCAGGGAGAAUUCCCCAAGGCCUCACCACUUUACCCCAGCUAGAAUACUUAAACCUGCGGUCAAACUAUCUGACAGGCCCCAUCCCCCCCUUCUGCCAGGGCCAGCAAGCCCUUCUCUACCUCAACCUCGCCUUCAACGCCCUCUCUGGCCCGCCCACCCCUCUCUCCUCCCCCUCCUGCGCCCCCUCCCUCAACACCCUCUACCUCUCCUCCAACCAACUCUCCGGCUCCAUCCCCGCUACAAUCAGCUCAUUUAAAAGCCUCCAAUGGCUGCUUCUAGAUAAAAACGCCCUCACAGGGGCGAUCCCGGCUGGGGUGAGCGGCAUGCAGCAGCUGUGGGGACUGGGCGUGUCAUACAACCGGCUGUCGGGUCCCAUUCCCGCGGCUUGGCCGCGAACUAUCGGCCAGGUGCUGCUGGCAGGGAACCGGCUGUCAGGGGCUGUUCCUGCUGCUCUUAGCAAGCUGAAACGGGCUUCCUUUAAGCCAGGAAACCCUAACCUGUGCGGAACACCGCUGCCUGCUUGCAAAUAGAACCUCUCCUGUGUAUAAUAAUGUCACGAUUUGUGUGAUGCUACAGUAUUAAAGGAAUGGGCUGGUUUGUCGCACAAGUU